Carya illinoinensis is the source of this 5544-nucleotide messenger RNA. Its product is annotated as disease resistance-like protein DSC1. The transcript is spliced from 13 exons. The record is from RefSeq and is a predicted model, not a curated record. NCBI's taxonomy places the organism in Eukaryota, Viridiplantae, Streptophyta, Magnoliopsida, Fagales, Juglandaceae. The coding region runs from base 1211 to 2449 and encodes 412 amino acids.
UUGCAACUUGCAUGCCAAGAAGACGUUGCAAUAAUUGCCGAGAAGUUUCAACCCACUUCCCUAUAAUUUUUUAUUUGCGAUGCGUAUUGAUCUAUAAUUCGACCUUCUUCCUCUUCUUCUUCAUCAUCUCAUUCCAUGGCCUUUCAAUUAGGAACUUCUUCCUCUUCUUCAUUGCCAUUAUCUCCUUUCAUCCCUUCACAAAAUCAUGAUGUAUUUUUAAGCUUUAGAGGUAAAGAUGUUCGCCACAAGUUUAUUGCUCAUCUAAACCGAGCUUUACGUCAAAGUGGAAUCAAGACUUACAUGGAUGGUGUCGACCUUGAGAGAGGGAAACAAAUUUCAUCAGAACUUUUUAAAGCUAUUGAAGAGUCAAGGAUUUCGAUCAUUGUACUUUCUAAAAACUAUGCAGAAUCCAAAUGGUGCUUGGAUGAGUUAUUGAAGAUUCUUGAGUGCAGAAAAACAUUCAAACAAACUGUUCUACCGAUAUUCUAUGAGAUAAAACCAUCAGACGUACGAGAUCAAAAAGGAAGCUUUUUAGAAGCAUUUACUAAACUUGGAAAGAAAAUCAAGGAUGACAUAAAGCUACUAGAGUAUUGGAAGGAAGCUUUAGAAGAAGUAGCCAAAUUGUCCGGGUUGGAAUAUAUAGCGUUCAGGGCACAAACAAAGUUUCAGGCAUGAUAAUAGAAAUGCCUAAAGGUGAGGACGCAAUAAGCUUGAAUCCUGAAGCAUUUGUACAGAUGAAAAGACUUAGAGUAUUUAUCAAUCGUAAUGCAAGUUUUUCAAGUGGACCUAAUUAUCUCUCCAAUGAGUUAAGAGUACUUGAUUGGUUUGAAUAUCCGCUACAAUCUUUGCCACCCAAUUUCCAUGGAAAUAAACUCAUUAUCUUUAAAAUGCGUGGUGGCUUCAUCAAGGAGUUAAGCUUCAUCAAGUUUAAGAAUUUGACAAAUAUGGAUUUCAGUGAUUGUAAUUUCUUGACAAAAGUUCCAGAUGUUUCAAGCAUGCCAAACUUGGAGAAAUUGAUUGCCACAAAUUGUACAAAUUUAGUUGAGGUGCAUGAUUCCGUCGGAUCCUUGGGGAAUCUUUUUUUUUUUUGAGUUUUUGGGAAUGCUCUAACCUCAGAAUUCUUCCAAGAAGCCUCAAGUUGAGAUCUUUAUAUGCACUUGAACUUGAUGGUUGCUCAAGCCUUCGUAGCUUUCCUGAAAUUGGUUGUGAAAUGAAUUCUUUAACUAGUUUAAAUCUAUCGGGCACUGCAGUGGAAGAACUACCAUUAUCAAUUGGCAAUCUUACUAAACUUGAUAAAUUAUAUCUAGAUAAGUGCAAAAACCUUAAGCGUCUCCCAAUUAACAUUAUUCUUCGGUUGCAACAUUUAAGGGAUGUUGGGAUAUUUGUUAGUUGUACAAAUCUAGUAAAGAAGAUGGGGUCUACAACAAUGGAAGAUGAGAUUUCAUCGAAUGAAGAACAACUCCAAGAAUUGGCGCCUCCAACGAAUUCAAGCAAUGGAAGCAGUGCAUUACAAGUGUUGAAUCAUCAGAAUUGUUUCCAAUCAGAAUCAAAUUUCUUUCCAAUAUCAAGUUUCUUUACCAUGUUUAAUUCUUCAGACACUUUGACUGAUUUAGAUCUAUCGGGAAGUGAAUUUGUUAGCCUUCCCACGAGCUUCAAAGGAUUUGUUGCACUUAAAAUGCUCAACUUGGAGGAUUGCAAGAAACUUGAAGAAAUCUUAGAACUUCCACCAAAUAUAGAAUUAGUAAAUGUUAGCGGAUGCAAGUCAUUAGAAAGAUUUUCAGAAGUGUCGAGGAUAAUGGAAUUCAAUGGAAGCCACAUUAAAUCGCUAGAUAGAAUUGACUUGAGUGGCUGCGACAAAAUGCAUGAGAAGAUUUGGAAUUAUAAAGUGCCAAAUCCAUUACAGUGGAAGGGACAUUAUAAUGGCACUGUGUUACCGGAAAAUGAGAUUCCAGAGUGCUUCUGGCAUCAGAAAGAAUUUUUAGAAAAUGAAAUUGCCAAGAGAGGGGAUGAUGAUGUCCAAUUGAUAAGAAAUGAAGAAUGUGUAAUAAAUAUUGAGGGGCCACACUAUUUGGAGGAUAUAAACGGAAUUAUAAUAUAUCUCGUUACAUUUAUUAAAGAAGAUUUUAGUCAAAUUCGUUUUUUUCCUGUUGUUGAGAUAUGCGGAAUGUAUACAAAAGAAAGAGUACUUUUGUCUAAUCAAGAUGAAGCUUAUGAUGAUCGGUAUAGAAGAAAGAGUAUCAUAGACCAAUAUGAAGUAUGGAUGUGGUACUUUGAUUCAGAAUCAUUUGAGGUUAAGGUUUUGGACAAUUUGAGGGUUGAACUUCGAGCUCAUUUUUCUCCCGAUCCAUCUUGGGAGCAACUUUGGUAUAUAAGUUUCGGAGCCAAUGUUGUAUACAAGCAUGAAAGUAAAAGAGAAAGAAAAAGAAAAGAAAAAUGUAUACAGGCAUGAAAGCAGAGCACAUGACAGAAGAGAAAUGAAGUGAAUUAAAUGAUGGCCAAGUGGAAUUUCAGGUAACGAAUAAAUUUGGAUGCUAUUAUAAAGCAAGGGUGUGGUACUCCGAUUUAGAAUCAUUUGAGCUAAAGUUCAACUUCCCGGUGAUAGUGCUUUUUUGCGGAUGCCAUAUUAUAGGAGUUGGGGAGCCAAUAUUGUAAACAAGCACGAAAGCAAAGCACAUAAAAGAUGAAAAAUGGAUUGAAUUAAAUGAUAGGCCAAGUGGCCUGUUGCUACUAUUUCUUUGGAAUUUCAGGAUUUUUCAGUCCAUCCAAAUCAAAGGACAGAGAAGAAACUGAAGAAAGUGAAAAUGGAGUGUUUGAUGAAAUGUCCCAGUUAACUUGAGAGCACCAAGAAUCUUCAUUUGCAUUGUACGAGAAUUUCGGACUAACAGUCGAGGUAAUGAGCAGCAGAUUACCCACCUUUGCAACAGAUUGGGGAGGCCCAGCAGAAAUUAUUGUUGAUGGAAUCUCAGCAUUUCACAUUGACCUCUAUAAUGGUGAUGAAUUGAGCCGUAAGAUUAUUGAUUUCUUUGAAAUGUGCAAGGCGGAUCCUGAAAAUUUGAACAAGAUCUCAAAAGCUAGUCUCUGGCCUAUAAAUAAAUCCUACACAUGGAAGAUUUAUGCAAACAAGCUGCUGAACAUGGAUGAACCAUAUUUGUAUAAUGAUGAUGUAACGAAUAAAACCAGAGGCCAAUAUAAUAUUGGUGGGGCGCUCUGAUUUAGAAUCGUUUGAGCAGCUAAAGGUUUCGGAUAAUUUGAUGGUUCAACUUCAUAUUCUUCUCUAUAAUGGUGAUCAUUUGUGGGUACCAUUUUAUAUAAGAUGGGGAGCCAAGAUUCUAUACAAGCAUGGAAGCAGAGCAGAUAAAAGAAGAAAAAUGGAUUGAAUUAAAUGAUGGGCCAAGUGGCCUGUUGCUACUAUUUCUUUGAAAUUUCAGCGCCUUCCAUUCACUGCUAUUGGUGUUGGGCUCAGCACAUUUGACAAAGCAUCUGAGUUAUCUUGGAUACCUAAUACAUGGUUUUGGUGCAACGGCUACUUGCUGCCCCACCGAGGAGGUCAUAGAUCUACUCAGAUAAAUUGUGGUCCUCAAUAUGGAUUGAAGACUUAAUGCUAUAGCUCUGUUUCGGAAGUUUAUUUAGUAAUGAAUAAAUGAUUUAGAAUCAUUUGAGCUAAAGGUAUCUGUAACUUCCCGGUGAUGGUGCUCUUUUGCGGAUGCCAUAUUGUAGGAGUUGGGGAGCCAAUAUUAUAUACAAGCAUGAAAGCAGAGCACAUAAAAGAAGAAAAUUGGAUUGAAUUAAAUGAUAGGCCAAGUGGCCUUUUGCUACUAUUUCUUUGGAAUUUCAGUUGGUUGUUCUUGCGCAUUGCAGCUACACAUGGAAGAGUUGUGCAAAAAAAUUGCUGAACAUCGAAGCAGUGCCUGGAUUUUGGAGGCAGAUGAACAAGGAAAAAAAGUUAGCUAAACAAAAACAUAUCGACAUGUUCUACAAUCUCCAGUUUAGGAAUUUGGGGAGUUUUUACAACUAUUUUUAGAGAAAUUGAAAUCAUAAACAUUUUAUAUUGAGUUCUAUUCAUUGUAUCACAGGCGAGGAGUUUGCUCAUCCCAAGUGAAGAACCCCAACAACCAACACCAACUGCAAAGUCUAAAGCCUAAACAAUCAGUGGCAACAUCGACAACUGUAUCCCAGUCCAAACCAAGGCAUAUAAGCUAACUCUUAAGAAAAUUUAAUCUUUUUUAAAAAACGUUACUGAACAAAAGUUAUUUGACCUCCUUCCAUGGUUGUAAGUUAUGCGGAAGGGAGUUAUGCGGAAGGGGGCAUAGAACCGGUUAGAAGAAAUUAGUUUUCAUGUUUUUUCUACUGCAAAUUUGACUUUUGGAAAUUAAAUUCAAAGGAUCUUUUAUGCAACAAAUGGUCCUUUUAAAUAGUAAGAGUGGAAAUGCAAUAAAUGGAUAAAUGAGUGGUCAUAAUAAAGUGAAAAGGUUGGAAUUGGUGCCGCUUCAUUCUUGGUUCUCUGUCUUUUAAUUUAUUACCUCCCAUAUGAAACUUUCUUUUGUUCAUAUAGCUAAAGUGAUAGUAAGAUGUAGUGAGGAAAUAUGUCACUAAAUAUAGAAAAUGUAUAUUGUCAGGGAAGCAAGUCAUUAGAAGGAUUUCGAGUAGUAUGAAGAAUAUUGGAAUUCAAUGGAAGCCAUAUCAGAUUGCUAAAUUGUAUUAUCUUGAGCGGCUGCAACAAAAUGCAUGAGAAGAUUUGGAGUUAUAAAGUGCCAAAUUCGUUACUGUGGAAGGGACACUAUGAUGCCACUGUGUUACUGGAAAUUCAGAUUCCAUAAUGGUUUGGUAUGAGAAAGAAUUUUUAGAAAAUGAAAUGGUCAAGAGGGGAGAUGAAGAAGGGGUAAUAAAUAUUGAGGGGCCACACCAUCUGGAGGAUAUAAACGAAAUUAUAGUAUAUGCCCCUAUGUUUUUUAAAGCAGAUCGUGAGCUUGGGUUUAUUUGUAUCAUGAUGCCAAGGUAACCAUUGGCAGCUCAACUCGUGUAGGCCAUAUCGAUCAUAAUGAAGUGCUAUAUUUCGUAAAGGAUGAGCUAUAUUUGGAUAAUGAUGAUGUAACGAAUCAAAGUUAAAACCAGUGGUCACUAUAAUGUUUUUAACACUAAAGUUGAUGUAUGUCUGCAACAGAUGUGGCCAAUGAUGUGCUCCUGAUCUUGUAGCUACCACUUCUCCUGCUUCAAUGAACAAUUUUCAAUACAAGAAAAUCUACACGCUUCAGAACCAAGUCUCUUCAACCCAAUGGAACUUGAAGGUCAUGAGAAAGCAACAGAAUCGGUAGUGUGACAAUCUAGAAUAUGCGCUUUCUCUGUAAAAAGUUUUUAUUUUGGGGAGCUUGAGAUUGGAUCAUUGGCACAUAUUUAAUAUCUCAUUUUCAGUCAUGAUAGAUCAAAACAUAGAAAACUUUAGCAUUUUAAAAUUAUAAGUGGGAUCCAUGAGGUCAGAUGCAGUUUGGGAAUUGGGAUGUAAUUUUCUUGGCUUAAUCUCAUCUGAAAUCAAACAUUAUUACACCA